Periconia digitata is the source of this 1313-nucleotide messenger RNA. NCBI's taxonomy places the organism in Eukaryota, Fungi, Ascomycota, Dothideomycetes, Pleosporales, Periconiaceae. The record is from the annotation of a GenBank genome assembly.
CGACAUCAAGCAUCCCAACGCCACUGCCUUCACCUCCACGAGCUGCAAAGCAGCCCCCAAUUCCUCUCCACCUUCACAAUGGCUUUGCGCCAGUCUGUUGCCCGUCCAUUGGGCAAUGCGGUGCGCUCCGCGAGCUGCUCCCGAGCUGCUGUACGCUCCUUCGCGGCCUCGGCUCUGCGGGCAAAGGAGAUCGCUAGCGACAGCUCCGAGCCUCCCAACCUGCGAUAUGCGCCUCGCGAUCCGGCAGGCAAGCUCCAGGCGGCGAUUGUGAACCCGGCCGACAAGUACAAAGAGAAGGGCGAGGGCCUUCACAAGUAUGGCCAAUAUAUAAUGUCUUGCUUGCCAAAAUACGUACAACAGUUCUCCGUUUGGAAAGAUGAAUUGACCAUCUAUAUCCCGCCGGCCGGCGUCAUCCCCGUGUUCACCUUUCUCAAAAACCACACCGCCGCCGAGUUUACCCAAAUCUCCGAUAUCACUGCUGUCGACUACCCUACUAAAGAUCAACGCUUCGAGGUGGUGUACAACAUGCUUAGCAUUCGCCACAAUUCACGGUUGAGAGUCAAGACGUACGCCGAUGAGGCCACACCCGUACCAAGUCUUUGCGAUCUUUAUGACGGCGCGAACUGGUAUGAGAGAGAGGUCUACGAUCUGUUUGGUGUCUUCUUCGUUGGCCACCCCGAUCUUAGGCGAAUCAUGACCGACUACGGUUUCGAUGGUCACCCACUUCGCAAGGACUUCCCUAUGACUGGAUACACUGAGAUCAGAUACGACGAGGAGAAGAAGAGAAUUGUUGUAGAGCCGUUGGAAAUGACCCAGGCAUUCAGGAAUUUCCGUGGUGGAUCAACUGCAUGGGAGCCUGUUGGCCCUGGUGACAACACUACCCCAGAUCAGUUCAAACUUCCCACACCGAAGCCAGAACCUCCAAAGGAGGAUGAGCAAAAGAAAUAGAGAAGCUAGACGUGUACAAUGUGUAUAUAUCCCCCAAGUCAAGAUGUUCACUCGCAUCAACGGUGUUUUUGCAGUCCGCUUUUGGGCCGAUAUUCUAUCUACGGCUAAAACAAGAAAGAGACAUAUAAAUAUAGCAACUUGGAAACCCCACUUGCACAGCGCAGGGCUCGCUAAUUCGGUCCCUAAAGAGGCAUUUUUGCUACCCGCAUGACCGACAUGCAUCAUUUCAGGCGCUUUCAACUUCGUAUUCAAUGAACUGAGCAACAGCACUUACCACCUUCCCGUUCCUUACCUACAUCGUCAUACUCGGCGGAGCCAUAGUAAGAUCACGAGUCAUAGCAGAAUUGUGGAGUACAAAAUGCGUC